Molecule: messenger RNA, 940 nt
Organism: Neurospora hispaniola
Lineage: Eukaryota; Fungi; Ascomycota; Sordariomycetes; Sordariales; Sordariaceae
Exons: 2
Source: RefSeq, a predicted model, not a curated record
UUGCUGGAAUGUCGACAUGGGAAGUUUGCCAAAGCGCUACUAGAGUCACUGAAAAUCCUGGAACGCAAGCCAGACGACAAGGGCAGCAUCAAUUUGAGCUUCAAUGUCGAUUCUCACUUCAAGACAGCAAUCACAUCUGUCCGCGUACUUUCCAAGUGGCGCCAUCUGAGCCAGGAUGGGGGAAGUGCUCUCGACAUCACCGAGGUUGAACAACUAGAAAUCAACUACGCCCCUCCCGGAAUGCCAACUUCCACAGGAGAAGCGCACUCGUGGGAGCCUCAGACUCAUGGAAGAGUAGGCAAGGGGGGAAAACAACGUUGGUACGAAGCAUCUGUCUCGUCGCUCGACCUUGAAAAGCUCCUGGCGAAGAAUAAGUCAUUGAAGACAGGAGAAAGAGCAGAAUGGUCUCCAUCAGACCUAAGGCAAAAUGGUAUCUUGGAAAGCCUCUGUUGCCCUGCUCUCCAGAUGUUGAAGUAUAUGGAUCAAAUUGGGGGAAUGGAGAACAACCACCAAGAAGGGAAGCCUGGAACUGCUGUAAAGAGGGCCAACGAGCGCCCGAGGAUUGCGCUAGGCUAUGAAGUUACCAACGAACCCGAAGCUUCCGGACAGGGACAAUGGACGCAGCAAGGCAAAGCAGGUAGAGGAUGGUAAGAUGUGCCAAACGUCAAGCUUGGCAUUGACAUUGAGCUCCAACACCAACAUCACAAGCGGAGGCGAGAUUUGGUUUACCAAGAAACCAGGAGUGGGAGCACGAGGAAGUGGUGCUUUGAGGAACGUGCAGGUUACAGAAAGUUAUUAGGUGCGAGGGUGUGGAAGAAUUUGGAGACAGAUUGGCCUUUAUGCUUACCUCUAAGCUUCACAAGCCAUACUCUGGGUCUCAUGUAAAGAUACUCACUGCAUCAUCUUGCAACAAUUGAUAACAAUUCUGAUUCAACAGAGA